AUGGGCAAUGCCUGUUGGGAAUUGUAUUGUUUAGAACAUGGUAUUCAACCUGAUGGUCAGAUGCCUUCUGAUAAAACUAUUGGUGCUGGGGACGAUUCCUUUAACACUUUCUUCAGUGAGACUGGUUCAGGAAAGCAUGUUCCGAGAGCUAUCUUUGUUGAUCUUGAAACCAGUGUUGUGGAUGAAGUUCGAACUGGAACUUAUCGUCAACUUUUCCAUCCAGAACAACUCAUCACUGGUAAAGAGGAUGCUGCUAAUAACUACGCCAGAGGUCAUUAUACUGUUGGCAAAGAACAGAUUGAUAUUGUGUUAGACAAGAUAAGAAAAAUGGCAGACAACUGCACUGGACUGCAAGGCUUUCUCAUUUAUCACAGUUUUGGUGGAGGAACAGGGUCUGGAUUUACAUCGUUGCUGAUGGAACGCCUAAGCCUGGACUAUGGUAAGAAAUCCAAGCUGGAGUUUUCCAUAUAUCCAGCUCCACAGAUUUCAACAGCUGUCGUGGAACCAUAUAAUGCUAUAUUAACGACUCACACAACCAUCGAGCACUCUGAUGUCUGUUUCAUGGUUGAUAACGAAGCUAUUUAUGACAUCUGCCGUCGUAAUCUAGACAUCGGCCGUCCAACAUACACCAAUCUUAACCGUAUCAUUGGUCAAGUUGUUAGCUCUAUUACUGCAUCACUUCGAUUUGAUGGGGCUUUGAAUGUUGAUUUGAAUGAAUUUCAAACAAAUCUUGUGCCUUAUCCAAGAAUUCAUUUCCCACUCACAACUUAUGCACCUAUCAUAUCUGCUGAGAAAGCUUAUCAUGAACAACUGUCAGUUGCGGAACUUACAGCCAAAUGCUUUGAACCAGCUAACCAAAUGGUCAAGUGUGAUCCUAGACAUGGUAAAUACAUGGCCUGCUGUCUAUUGUAUAGAGGGGAUGUUGUUCCUAAAGAUGUUAAUGCGUCUAUUGCCUCGAUGAAGACUAAGAAAACCAUCCAAUUUGUUGACUGGUGCCCUACUGGUUUCAAGGUUGGUAUCAACUACCAACCACCAACUGUUGUACCAGGAGGUGAUUUGGCUAAGGUUCAAAGAGCUGUAUCAAUGUUAAGCAAUACAACAGCAGUUGCAGAAGCUUGGUCUCGCCUCGACCACAAAUUUGACUUGAUGUACGCUAAAAGAGCUUUUGUACAUUGGUAUGUUGGUGAAGGUAUGGAAGAGGGUGAAUUCUCUGAAGCUAGAGAAGAUUUAGCUGCUCUAGAGAAAGAUUAUGAAGAAGUUGGCAUUGAUGGAGCAGAUGAAGAAGAAGAAGGUGAAGAAUAUUAA
Messenger RNA from Lottia gigantea (owl limpet), 1305 nucleotides. RefSeq lists its product as hypothetical. The record is from RefSeq and is a predicted model, not a curated record. Gene Ontology annotation, biological process: microtubule cytoskeleton organization; mitotic cell cycle. NCBI's taxonomy places the organism in Eukaryota, Metazoa, Mollusca, Gastropoda, Lottiidae. Gene Ontology annotation, molecular function: GTP binding; structural constituent of cytoskeleton. Gene Ontology annotation, cellular component: microtubule; cytoplasm. The coding region runs from base 1 to 1305 and encodes 434 amino acids. The transcript has 2 exons.